Diceros bicornis minor is the source of this 1273-nucleotide messenger RNA. RefSeq names its product leucine rich repeat containing 23 (gene LRRC23). Lineage: Eukaryota; Metazoa; Chordata; Mammalia; Perissodactyla; Rhinocerotidae. The record is from RefSeq and is a predicted model, not a curated record. The coding region runs from base 68 to 1096 and encodes 342 amino acids. Gene Ontology annotation, cellular component: cytoplasm. The transcript has 7 exons. Gene Ontology annotation, molecular function: protein binding.
GAGACUUUCUUUCUCAGGACGAGGACCUUGCUUGAUCUGAUUCCAGAGCCUUCAGCAAGGAAGAAAGAUGUCAGAUGAAGAUGAUCUGGAAGCCUUUGAGCCAGACGAGGAUGAUCUGGAAAAGGAAGACGAUGAGAAGGAGACAGAGGAGUGGGAGGACUACAGGAAAGAGGGAGAAGACUUCACUGAGGAAUGGAUGCCCACUCCCCUCACGGAGGACAUGAUGGAGGAAGGGCUUUCUCUGCUGUGUAAGACAGGCAAUGGACUGGCUCAUGCUUAUGUCAAGCUGGAGCUUAAAGAGAGAGAUCUGACAGACAUCUACUUGCUGCGUUCCUACAUCCAUGUGCGCUAUGUGGAUGUUUCUGAGAACCACCUGACAGACUUGUCCCCACUCAAUUACCUCACCCACCUGCUCUGGCUCAAGGCUGAUGGCAACCGGCUGCGGAGUGCCCGGCUGAACGAGCUGCCCUACCUGCAGAUUGCCAGUUUUGCCUAUAACCAGAUCACUGACACUGAGGGCAUCUCUCAUCCUCGUCUCAGCAGCCUGGAUCUCAAAGGAAACCGCAUCCACAUGGUGACAGGUCUGGACCCUCAAAAGCUGAUCAGCCUGCACACACUGGAGCUUCGGGGGAACCAGUUGGACAGCACCCUGGGAAUCAACCUUCCUAAGCUGAAGAACCUCUUCCUGGCCCAGAACAUGCUGAAGAAGGUGGAAGGCUUGGAGAACCUUACCAAUCUCACUACCUUGCAUCUUCGAGACAACCAGAUUGAAACUCUGAGUGGCUUCUCCAAGGAAAUGAAAUCACUGCAGUACCUCAACCUGAGGGGCAACAUGCUGACCGACCUGAGGGAACUAGCCAAGCUUCGGGACCUGCCCAAGCUUCGAGCCUUGGUGCUGCUGGACAACCCAUGUACAGAUAAGAACGACUACCGCCAGGAGGCCCUGGUGCAGAUGGCACACCUCGAACGCCUGGACAAGGACUUCUUUGAGGAGGAGGAACGGGUUGAAGCUGAUGAGAUCCGUCAGAGGAUGAAGGAGGAACAGGAGCAGGAGGCUGAGCCUGAGCAUGACUUGGAACUGGACCAACCGAUGUAGCAGCAGUUGUUCUAGCCUCCAAGGAUAGAGAUCAAAGACACUGGCCCCAGGACCUGAGAAGGCUCCCAGUCAGGGGGGCCACCACAUUUACAGAGGAUGCCUUCUCUUUCCCCAGACCUGGGAAUUCAUCACAGCCUGCCGCCCAGACUCUGUGAAGGGCACCUGGGCAGUCCUGUG